AUGAGGGCCCAAAUGCAUGUCGCCAUGGAGAAGAGAUGGCUUAUUAACUUGUCUUUGAGAACCUCUAGUUUAACCGGAGAAUUUCUUGACAGGAUCCACCACGACUUGUCUUGAUACCUUGGAGGAGAACACGGGUUCCAGCCACGAACUGUCGUGGAAGACCCGCCCCCCUUCGUCCUGGAUUUUGGGCGUCGCAGCAACGUGGCGAUGGGUUCAGUUGUUCAGCUGUUUUAUCCUUUCUUGAAAUUCCCCGGCCCUCUUGACAUUCCCCUCGGCACUGGACUCCUCCCCGGGUCCUUCCUCGGAUUCCUCGAGCGCCUUGGGCCAUCUCGGCGUUCCUUUUUGCCCCCUUCCCCAAGUCCUCGAGCGCUUCAGUAGCCUUGUCGAUGGAGCCCUUGGAGGCUCUGGGCCCCGUGAGGGACGUCGAGUCGCUCCUCGCGAAGAAGUGGACCAGAAAUCACAACCUGGGAAACCCGAAUCACCAAAGAUACCCUCAGCAGGAUCAGCAGAGACAGAGUGAUCGAGGGGCUUAUCGCGGCGGACGUGACGUUGGCGCCGACUUCACCAGGAAGGACCGCACACUGCUAGGUUUGCCGGAUCGCACAACCUCAACCAAUGAGUACGUCAGUGGACGCCGGAUUUUAUGCAAUAGUGAGAUUGCGUGUAUUGGCUGUGGCAAGGAUACAGCAGACGUCAUUGUUGAUGUUCACGACUUUGAAUGUACCCCAGCUGAAAAGGUGAAUGAUGUCUUGAUUAGCGCGGGAUGUAUAGAGGGGCUUCAUUCCGAGGUUUAUGCCCAUCUGGUUGAGUAUUUGGCUACCAAGGGCGCACGACACAUGAAUGUAGCGGCUGACAUUAUCGAGAAGGCUGGAAAACCCGAUAUUGCCACCUAG
Colletotrichum navitas is the source of this 893-nucleotide messenger RNA. RefSeq lists its product as uncharacterized. Bases 387 to 893 code for a protein of 168 amino acids. NCBI's taxonomy places the organism in Eukaryota, Fungi, Ascomycota, Sordariomycetes, Glomerellales, Glomerellaceae. The transcript has 3 exons. The record is from RefSeq and is a predicted model, not a curated record.